This is a messenger RNA of Malassezia globosa CBS 7966, 468 nucleotides long. RefSeq lists its product as uncharacterized. The record is from RefSeq and is a predicted model, not a curated record. The coding region runs from base 1 to 468 and encodes 155 amino acids. Lineage: Eukaryota; Fungi; Basidiomycota; Malasseziomycetes; Malasseziales; Malasseziaceae. Gene Ontology annotation, cellular component: endoplasmic reticulum membrane. Gene Ontology annotation, molecular function: Hsp70 protein binding. Gene Ontology annotation, biological process: cellular response to misfolded protein. The transcript has a single exon.
AUGGAGGCAGAGGAAGCGCGCAAGGCGUUGGAUCUUGCGUACAAGCAUGACCAGAAUGGCAAUACAGAUGCGGCGCUAAAGUGGGCACGAAAAAGUAUUGCGAUUUAUUCCACGCCAGAGGCCAUGGCUCUCUUUACGCGAUUGAAAGAAAAGGGUGCACAGGGCGAGCCAACACAAGAAAAAAAUACCACCAACUCACCGAAAGAGUCUUUUACAGAGACUAUUUAUGCAUCCAAUACUACCAAAACACGGGAUUCAAAUGAUGGUCACACAAAGCGCGAGUAUACUGAGCAGCAGGUCGAAAUUGUUCGGCGCGUCAAGCGCGCGGGUGGCGACUUUUAUGCUGUCCUUAACGUCCAAAAAACAGCGGAUGAAGCAGAAGUGAAAAAGUCAUACAAAAAAGUAUGUUUUCUAUCGAAAAGUGACGCUAACAUAUACCGCUCAGCUUGCUCUUCAACUUCAUCCUGA